AUGGCGACCGACCGCCGCCUCCGCGACCUGCUCCUCCUCGCCGCGGCGCUCCUGCUCUCCGCCUCCUGCGCCGCCGCCGCCGACUUCGAGUACUGCAAAAAGGGGCGCCACUAUCCGGUGAAGGUGAGCGGCGUGGAGAUCGUCCCCGACCCCGUCGUGCGCGGCGAGCCCGCCACCUUCAAGAUCUCCGCCUCCACCGAUAAAACCAUCACCAAAGGGAAGCUGGUGGUAGAUGUGUGGUACUUCUUUUUCCACGUCGAUUCAGAGACUCACGACUUGUGUGCUGGGACUCCCUGUCCCGCAACGGGCGAAUUCGUACUAGCCAGCGAACAGACUUUGCCAUCUUACACCCCACCAGGUUCUUACAGUCUCCAGAUGAAGCUGCUGGGAGACAAGAACGAGGAGCUGACCUGCAUCUUGUUCGGGUUCAGCAUCGGGUUCGUCGCACCUGUCGCCAUUAUGUGA
Messenger RNA from Triticum turgidum subsp. durum (durum wheat), 465 nucleotides. Lineage: Eukaryota; Viridiplantae; Streptophyta; Magnoliopsida; Poales; Poaceae. The record is from the annotation of a GenBank genome assembly.